Molecule: messenger RNA, 1273 nt
Organism: Lycium barbarum (goji berry)
Lineage: Eukaryota; Viridiplantae; Streptophyta; Magnoliopsida; Solanales; Solanaceae
Product: histone deacetylase HDT2-like
Exons: 7
Coding region: 141-1043 (300 amino acids)
Source: RefSeq, a predicted model, not a curated record
AGCCAUAAACCCUAGGUAAAUAUUUCUAUAUAAACCCUCUAAACCCUUUCUUCAUCCGCCCUCUUUCAUAUUUGCUCUUCACAAAGCACUCUUUUUUUCUUCAACCCCAAUAUUUGUGCUUUCAAUCAACAAUAUCAUCAAUGGAGUUUUGGGGUGUUGAAGUGAAAGCAGGAGAAUCUCUAAAGGUCAGGCCUGAGCUUUUCAAGCUUAUUCAUGUUUCCCAGGCUGCAAUAGGUGAAGUGAAGGAUACCAAAGAAGCUAAAAAUGUUCCACUACGCCUAACUGUUGGAGAAAACAGUUAUGUGAUUGGAACUCUAUCGGCUGAGGAUAGACCUCAGUUGAUGUUUGACUUGGUCUUUGAAAAGGAUUUUGAACUUUCACAUGGCUGGAAGAACGGCAGUGUCUACUUCAUUGGAUACACAGCUGAUGAUCCAAGCGUUGAUGAUGAAGUCGACUCUGGAGACGAUGUUUUUUCGGAUGAAGAGAAUGUUCUAGAAGCACUAAAUGGUAAACUUGAGGAGAAAAAGGCUGAUGUGAAGGAUGUAAAGCCUGUAGAGAAAAAAAAUGCUAAGGUAGCGGAGCCAAAGAAAGAAGCGGAGUCUGAUGAUGAUGACUCUGAAGAUGACUCUGAUGAUGAAGACGAUAGCGAAGAUGACUCUGAUGUUGCACCUCUAGCCAUGGGUGGUCCAGAAGGUAUGGAUCUUUCUGAUGAUUCUGAGGAUGACGAUUCAGAGGAAGAUGAUGAUUCAGAAGAAGAGACACCUAAAAAGGUUGAGGAGAAGAAGAGACCAGCUCCAUCUCCUAAAGUAGCUCCUGGUUCUAACAAAAAAGCAAAACAAGCAACACCGGACAACAAGUCAGGUGGUAAGAAAGGUCCAGCCAUGCCUUUUGCUAAGCAAAAUGGUAAACCUGCAUUCAAUGGUAACAACAACAAAUCCAAAGGCCAGUCCCCAAAAUCUGGUGGCCAGUUCUCUGGCAACAAAUCAAACAACAAAAACUUUAGUGGCCAAAAGAAUUUUAAGGGCAAGCAAGGAAGAAAGUAAGGUGCUUGAAAGACUGCUAAGACAGGAUCUCAUACAGUGAAGUCUUUUUGAAGAGGAAGUGUUUUUUGUUUUUAUUUAAAGGGGAGACAAAUGGUUCAUUGGUUUGUGAUUCCUUAGUUGCAGUAGGUCAAAUUUUGGAUGAAUGUUUCUCUUUACCAGAGUUUUGUCGCUAUAUUCAUUUUUUGGAACACCUAUCAUUAUAUAUUUAUGCUAAUCUUAUGUUAUUCGUA